AAUACAAUUACACUAAUAUGUAAAAAUGUUACGUCCCUUUUUCUUAGAAAAGUUUAUUCUAGUUUUUAUAUACAAGAUGUCUUGCAUAAGGUAUGCAAUACUUUAUGGAAAGAUAGACGGAAUCAAGAUGAACUAAAAGUCUAGUAUAAUUUUUUGAUAUCUCCAAUAAUAGCCGAGAUAUUAAUUUUUCAAAUUAUACAAAUGAGAGCUCACCGAGGGAAGCGCUGAGCCGCUCAAGCCGACAGCUAAUGCUUGACACAGUGGACCAUGCUAUAGCUCGAGCGGCUCAGCGUUAUAUAUAUAUAUAUGCAUAUAUAAUUAUAUGCAUUAAACUUGUUCAAGUAUUCUUACAAUUAAUAUUUUAAUUGUUUAAAUAAAAUAUAAAAUAAAUAAUAUAAAUUGGCGAAAGUAUCAGCGUAAUAUAAACGUUAGAGUCAAUCCUGUUAUUUUAAACUAUGAUAUAAAUAAUACUUUUAAUCAGCUACCGUAAAUUGUAAAGUGAUAUUAUUAGUACACAUAAUAAAAUACUAGUUGAAUCAAUACCCAGAUAGCACCAAGAGUUCAAAAAGAACUCAAUUGUAUGUCACCAAUUAUGAAUUCUUUUUGAGGUGCAAAAAGAAUUGUUUUUAUACAAAUUUUAUAAAAAUAAUUAUUUUUGCAUCUCAAAAAAAAUUCAUAAUUGGCGACAUACAAUUGAGUUUUUUUUUAACUCUCUAUGCUAUCUGGGUAAACAGCUUAUUUUAGCGCACAUUUAGCGAUUUAAAUAUAUGUAAAUAUUUUUUAUAUAUAACUUCUCAUUGUGUAAAUAUGAGUGAAUGUCUAUUUAUAUCCAAUAAAGUUAUAUUUUAAUAUUAUUAUUAGUUGCAUACAACUACAGUGGUAUUUUAUUUAAAGAUUUAAGAAAUGUCUCUUUAAUAAAAAAAAAUUUAAUUUUAGAAAAUUAAAUUAUAAAAAAUGAACUCCAAAUUGUUCUACAACACGGUAGAUAUAUAUUUUAAAUAAAAAUAUUAAUUAUACUUUGUAGUAAUUAAAUUACAUGUAGUAUUGAAAUUAAUUAUGAGCAUUUUAUUUACUAAUAUUAGUACUGAAAUAAAAUAAAAAAUAUAAUGCAGCAUAUAAACAAGAAUUGAUAUUAAUAAGGACACGCAAUGAUAAUUUAUACAACGAUGCUAUUAAUAAAAACGAUCAGUCAUGAUCCAAUUAUUAUUGAGAUGUGCUGAUUGGUUGUCCCCGAUGUGGCAAUCGCAAUGAAAACUACAAAAGAUACCACCUAACCGUCGGUCUAAUUUUUGUCGACGAUCUUGGCGCAAGUGUCACCAUCAGUUGCAGAUCUGAUCAUAGAACUCACAAAUCCAUUAAAAAAUCUAUCGCGCAACAUAUUAAAUCGAAAACCAUAAGCCUCACAAUAAAAGUACAAUUAAACUUUUUAGAAACAAAAUUUAUCAGAGACAACAAUUUAAAAAAUUCAAAGUCUUUAUAUUAAUUGUAACACUUUUCUCUGCAAAAUUUAUACUUAAAUUAAAAAAUAAAAUAAACAUUUGUGUGGACAUUCAACAUUUUUUAUAAAAAAUGGCGGGUUACAUGCCACCAAUUCAUAUGCCAUUAGAAUCAAAAUGGCGACAUUAUCCAACGUACAUCUACUCAAAAAAUUAUGGAUAUGGAAUAAAUUACUAUCAACCAAUGAUUGAUUACAUGGAUAACAAACGACUUACUUCAAAAUCACCUUUACCAGAAUUUAAAAGAACAGAAUUACCUGAAUUGCCUUGGUCUGACGGUAGAAUCUUAUGGGAGAACAAAGAGGUGCAGCCAUAUACAAGAGACGAUCUUAUAAAACAUGCAAUCGAUGCUGAGGAUGAGGCUAGAGAUCAUCUAUCUCGUUUCAAGGUACAAUAACAGAGAAAGAAUGUUGAUAAGUUUUCGCGAAGGGGACGACUUUCUGGGAAAAUAUGAGGCGAUCCAUUUUCCGAGUGCCGCGCAACUUGGCGACUGCUUGACCUUUUCGGUUUCUAAAUUUGGUGCCACGGAAGAGGUUGCUUCGUUUUAUGUGGCAACGAUCAAAGACGUGUUUGCCACGGAUGCCGUGCGUAAUUCGUGUCAUUAUUGACGUCGUUGCAUUUUCUCGUUUCGCAACUUAUUUUUUCUUGUUUUUAGAUAGAAAUACGUUAAUACGCAAUACAAUGCAUCAUCAAAAUUCGUUUUACUUAAUUUCUUGUACGUAACAAAAAAUUAACUAAUUUAUUGAUCAAUUUUCUUGCUUCAUAUUUU
Messenger RNA from Monomorium pharaonis (pharaoh ant), 2265 nucleotides. RefSeq names its product paramyosin, short form. Bases 1570 to 1893 code for a protein of 107 amino acids. Lineage: Eukaryota; Metazoa; Arthropoda; Insecta; Hymenoptera; Formicidae. The record is from RefSeq and is a predicted model, not a curated record. The transcript has a single exon.